Molecule: messenger RNA, 1398 nt
Organism: Penicillium concentricum
Lineage: Eukaryota; Fungi; Ascomycota; Eurotiomycetes; Eurotiales; Aspergillaceae
Product: synembryn
Exons: 7
Coding region: 1-1398 (465 amino acids)
Biological process (GO): G protein-coupled receptor signaling pathway
Cellular component (GO): cytoplasm
Molecular function (GO): guanyl-nucleotide exchange factor activity; G-protein alpha-subunit binding
Source: RefSeq, a predicted model, not a curated record
AUGGCGUUUCUUCAGAUGCAAGGAACAGCGAAGCUACAACAAGUGACACAGCUUCUGAAGUCUCUUGAGAAAGACCUACAAGAGCACAACCUCUCAACAGCAGACCGGGUCCAGACCCUCCUCCAGCUCCGACAACACGGCACAAACCCUACCAACGCGGAACCGAUCUAUUCACAAAAUGGCAUUAAUACCUUGGUGCGGUAUGGCGUUGAGGGAGAGACCCCUGACGUACGUCGAGCAGCGUUGCGAUGUGUUGCGAAUGCGCUAUUACUUGAACCCGAAAUGCGCCAGGCUUUUGUAGACACAGGAUACGGUGGAAAGCUAGCAGAAAAGCUCAAGACCGAAGACUCGGAAGAUGAGAUGGUCACAAGUCGGAUAUUGUUCUACGCGACUUAUAACACCACUCUGGACUUUAAAGACUUGAUCAAGAGCCACGAAUUGGGAGAUAACGUCAACUACCAAUUGAGCCGCCAUGCGAAACAGUUCCCCAAGUCAGGAAGAAAGCCAUUGUCACAAAUGGACGAACUGGCAUUGUCAGACACACUCAAGUUGAUAUACAACAUUUCCAAGAUAUUUCCAGAUCUCGCUACCGAGUUCUCCCCCUCCAUCCCUCAUAUUUUGAAGAUUAUAUGCCGCAUUGAUAUCCCAGCAAAGCCCCUGGAUGGUUUAGUUGGCGGCUUGCUGAAUACAUUGUCUAUCCUUGAUUUGGAAGAAAAGAAAGGCAAAAUUUUCGAGAGCAGCCCCCUGUUCCCGACAUUUGACCCCAAUUGCAACGUGGCUAAGUUGAUCAGCAUCUUGGAUCAGGCCGUAUCCAUAUACAGCCCCAACGAGCUGGAGGCAAACGCAGUCCCAUUGCUAUAUUCGCUCGUCGCUAUCCACGAAGUGGCACCCGAUGGACCCCGCAAGUAUAUGCAGUCACUUCUUCUGCCCGAGGACACUGACCGAAGCUUGCCAAUUGGACAGUCUGAAACACUUUCCUCAAGACUUCUGAAGCUCUCGACAACCCACUUUGCCAAUCUGAAAGUUACAAUUUCUGAGCUAAUGUUUGUUCUGUCGGAUAAGGAUGCGGAGAAACUCACUAAGAAUAUUGGCUACGGCUUCGCUGCUGGGUUCCUGGCAGCGCGAGGUAUUGAGAUGCCACAGAGUGCAAGUGAAGCAUCGGCCAAAGAUGACCCCGAAUCCGCACGUAAUCCUAUCACUGGACAACGGUGGGCCGCUGAGCCACAGGAUUCCGGUCCGCCCAUGACCAUGGAGGAGAAGGAGCGCGAAGCAGAGAGACUCUUCGUGUUAUUUGAGAGGGCAAAAGCAAAUGGUCUCAUCAAUGUCGAGAACCCCGUGACCCAGGCUCUCCAUGAGGGAAGAUUCGAAGAACUGCCGGAUGAUACUGAUAGUGACUGA